AUGGCUAGUCGUGAUCGUGAUAAAUUUAGAUCACAUCCUUCAGGUCAUCAAAAACGGUUAAAAAAAGCAAAAGUUGAAGCAUUCACGCAAAAACAACGUGCAUUUUUUGAAAAGUUUGUCAGCAAAAAAAAUGAAGUAAACUCGGUUAAUAAAAAUGAUGGAAUAGAAAAUACAGAUAUGGAUUGCGAAAUUCGGGAAGUGUCUAAUGGAAAUGGAAAUAUCACUGGAUUGAAAAAUAUUCAAAAUCUCACACCCCCUCUUGAUGAUGUUCUAGAGACACAAAAUACUUCGAACGAUAGGUAUGUUUAUGAUUUAAAUGAUCCUGGAUGUUGGCCUUCAGAAAUCACCCAUCGAAUACGAAUAGACAUUUUAGGUGUAGGUGUAAAAAGAAAUCCACAUCAAGAGUUUCCUACUAAUAAUGAAAACCCACCAAGAAAGUUUACUUCUUAUCAUUUCUAUCGAACUAUGUCUAACGGUGAACGCGUUGAUAGAGAAUGUGGCUUAUCUUUAAACGGUAUCAAUGAUUGGAAAAAUAUAAGUUAUUCUCUUAAAAUACAUGAACAAUCGAUUAAUCAUUGUCAAUCGCUCAAAGAUUGGUUAGAACUUAAAACAAGAUUAUUGACAUCACAAACAAUUGACAAAGAACAUUUAGCGAUGUUAGAAAAAGAAAAGAUCCACUGGCGCAAUGUACUUAAAAGAAUUAUAUGUGCCGUGAAAUUUUUAUCUAAACACAAUGAUGCAUUUAGAGGUUCAUCUGAUAAAGUUUGUACAAAAAAUAAUGGAAAAUUUCUUGGACUUAUCGAAAUGAUGGCAUCAUUCGACGAUGUCAUGGCAGAACACAUCCGAAGAAUAAAUAAUCAAGAAACUCAUGAUCAUUACCUCGGACCAGAAAUUCAAAAUGAAUUGAUAGAACAAAUGUCGAAUAAAGUACGUGAAAAUAUAAUUAAAAUCAUAAAAAGUGCAAAAUAUUUCUCAAUCAUGAUGGAUUGCACCCCGGACGUAAGUCAUCAAGAACAACUUUCAUUAAUUAUUCGAAUAGUUAAUUUAGAAUUAGAAAGCGAAACUUUAGCACCAAAAAUCGAAGAAUAUUUUUUAGAUUUCAUAAGCGUUGAAUCAACUACUGGUUUACAUUUAACAAACUUACUUGUUUCAAAAUUACAAGAAUAUAAUAUUGACCUUCUGGACUGCCGUGGACAAGGUUAUGAUAACGGAUCAAAUAUGAAAGGACAAUAA
Rhopalosiphum padi (bird cherry-oat aphid) is the source of this 1233-nucleotide messenger RNA. RefSeq lists its product as uncharacterized. The transcript is spliced from 2 exons. The record is from RefSeq and is a predicted model, not a curated record. Lineage: Eukaryota; Metazoa; Arthropoda; Insecta; Hemiptera; Aphididae. The coding region runs from base 1 to 1233 and encodes 410 amino acids.